CUGCUACGCCCAACAGGGUGAUUCACAAUCACUCGGAAAAAUCCGUCAAAAAAAGCCCUGGUUAGCAGUAAGGGAAACUGGUUCCUUGUGCAAUUCUGGAGGCAUAGACCAUUCCGAUCUGCGCAAACCCUGCUAAUGCUCAGCCACCCGGGGAGCGGUGCUCUGCAGAGACAACCAUUUUGCUCAGGGCCUCUCUUCUGUUCGUCUGCCUCAUUGAUCUCCGUUCAUGUACUUGUUUCUUCCCCAGUGCAAGCAGGGAAGAGGUGGAGGUGGCUGAACACGUCCUAUCAAAUGUCAGCCCUGCACACUUUCCAAAGCUUCGAUUGAGCACAGAAUAUUUUGCGGCACCCAAGAAGGGAAGGAACAUUGUUAAGGCGAGUGGAUUCGCUCAGGAUGAAGUUCUAUUAAGAUCCACAGGACUGACUUCCAGAUCAGCAUAGUCAUGGCCCUGGUAGAAUUCCAAUAUAUUUGGGACAGGAAAUGGAAUAAGGGAAGAAAUGAGGGAAGGAAUUUGUUCCUGGAAUUGGACAGAAAGUUUGGUGCUUGGGAACUCCCAUGUGUUUUGUCUCCAUUUGGAAUAGGCAGCAUAUUUGGCUUACUGUCAGAAUUCAAUGUGUCAUCAGAAAGCCCAUAUCCAAAGUCCUUGUGCAAUAUCAUAGUCACAUGUGCCUGAAAGAACCUGAGUAGAAUGGAAAAGAAAGUCUUUGCUUUGGCAGAAAGGAGAGAAUAAGUUGCCAGAUCUCAGAGCAAUUAGCUCUACAAAAGAAAAGCAAAACACAACCAAGUCUCCAAAGCAACCACAAGCACAAGUGGAAACAUUCUUGCAGAGAAUAAAAUGUUGAUGACUCUUUGUUGAAAUCUUCCUGCCUUUCCCUUUUGUUGAGGGACGCUACUAAAAAGUAUCACAGGAAGCUGGUAAGAUCAGCAGAAAUGUUUCUACAGAAGAAAGAAACUGAACUGAAAUCUACCAUUUCAUUAUAGAGUUGAAAUGAACAUUUAAAAGGUCAUUGAUUCAGUUUUCACCGCUAUAUAUUUUGACACAGAAGUUUAUCUCCAGUCUGACACCAAGGCCCAGCAUGUCGCCUUGACUCACCUGUUGAAGAGGAUGUGGAGGGCCUGGAGCUAGCAUUGCACUUCCUGAACACCUGUCUCAGCACAUACCCUCAUGCUCACUUUCUAAAAAUUAAUGCAUUUCCUUACUGGCAGCUGGGAGUGUUGUGAAAUAGCAAUUUCCUGAGAAAUCAUUUUCUGUUGAUAACAUAAAUUGUGUUCUGCUUGUUUAUGGUGCAAUCUUAUGGCCAUAGACACUGUCUGGUCAGCCAUAGGAAAUGCUGAAGGCCUGCAGUGACUUUGCAAAAGCUCUACGGGGUCACCGGAGAGUUGACAGUUUUUCUUAUGCAUUUAGGUUUCUAAGAAUUCAUGUUAUUUCCACCCCAAAUUCUCCCUCGUCUGCACUGGAGCGAUUUGUUAGCUAUCCUCUUACCGAAUUGCUGAACGUUUAGAAGCCUCUUAGAAGGAAACAGCUGGACAUCGUUAUUCAGCACUAACACAUUCGCAUGUAUAUCGAGUCAACGGACAAACACGUAAAAGCUUGGGCUUGGAAGGACAUUUCUGUCAUUUUCAGGUUCUCCCAUUUUGAUUUGAAAUCAUCAAGUCCUUUCCAUCCUGAAUGGGAAGGAAUCUGCAAAUUUUGGGGAAACUGAGGCACACCCACAUCUGCUCUGUGCCCAUGCCAUGGGGCUCUGUCGGAUGUACUUCCUUGUUCUCUGUUGUCCUCCAACUUUCCCUUGCUGAUAACAGUUAAGAGUGACUUCAGCACCUCUGACAUUUGGCCUUUGCCACGUUGUUGGUUGCUUUUUUCCCAUUAUUUGCAGAAAGGGGAAGGAUUUUUUGAUAGUGGGGUGUCCAAAUAAACCCCAUGGCACCAAAGCCUUUAUAAAGAGGGAACAGGAUGGGAGAAACCAGAAGGCAAAUUUCAUCAGAAGGUCCGAUUCCACAGAGUUGUCCUCUAAAGCAUCUUUGAGGUACACAGGACCAUUUGGUAAGCCUCUCAUCUUCUUUCCAACACAUCUCCAGUCUAAAUUUCUUGUUUACCUACCCUCAUAUGUAAUUCUUGCGGGUAUGUCAGUAUGCACAAUUUCUGGCAAUUUUACUUUGUAUAGAUACGAGUAUAUUGUAAAUUGCUAAUCAAGUUUCAUUUAUGGAAAGAGGUUUAACAAUCAGUUCAGCUAUGUGCAGGCCUUUAUUUAUUAAUUAUAUUUAUAUCCCCAAUUUUAUCCAAAAAGACUCCCAGGGGGCUUAGGGAGACGAUGCAUCUUCUAAAUUAAGAUCCUCAAGUCUUGCCAUCAGGUCGAGUUCCGAGUUGUUAAAUAUCCUUUCUGUGUUUCCUUUUCUGUGGAACUCUGGGACUUACCUUAGCAAUAAAUAUUUGGUGAUCUAGACUGAAAACCCAAAGGCAUGACUCUCAUGUUCCUUCAGGCUUACAAUCUAAAUAUGGAAUAAAGGAUCAAUGAAUUAUAUAAAAGGAUUUAUAUAAUUAAAUAUUGUUCCAAAAGUAGAUGUUAACAUCCCUUUCUUCUCCAGCUCACAGGUCAGGGGAUUCAAAUAGCAGGUGGAGGACUUGAUCUGAGAAUAUGUGUCUGAUGGCACGAACACUGUCAAAUUUAGUAAUUUAACAGCAAAUUGCUAUUUGCUGUUUCUUUAAAAAAUAGCUUUCUUACCUGCUGAUUCCAACACUGAAAAUAAGGAAAUUAUUAGAUCGGGAAUACUCUGAGGGGAGGCAGAAUCGCCAAAUAUUUACUCAUAAAGUAAGUUCUAACUCACAGCAAAGUCACUAACAACUCCAAACUAGACUUGAUGCAAAGUUGUAUGUAUCUUGGCAAAGAAAAAGAAGUCCUGGGCACUUAUAAGGCUUGUCCCAGGCACCCAUUAAACAUUCCAACCUCACAUUUCUAUUUAGUUCACUUAACAGCUGGAUUCCCACAGUCUGUGGGAAAACCAUAUUUCUCAGCUUGAACUGGGCUGAAAAUGACCAAUUGCCCUGUUUAAAGGAAAUGCAUUCUGAGCCAAUCUGUUGUGAAACAGAAGUGUCCAUGAAAAUAAAAUAACUAAUUUUCCUCCUUGAAUGUCACUGACAUUACAGACAGUCUUUGCUUCCUCUGUGCUAGUUUCCUGCCGAAAUGCAUUCUCUCCUGGGACUCUUUCUCUUCUCCGUGCUUCUAAAGACAGGCACGUCUCUGGAAUGCGAAGUCUGCAGUGGCUUUGGCAGCAGCUGCACCGGCGUGACGCAGACGUGCGCUGCCGGCCAAGACACGUGUGCCACCAUAUUGUCUGAAAACUCACUAACUGGUGAAAAGAUGAUCACCUCGGUGAAGGCCUGCGAAUACUCCGCUGCGUGCCACGUACCCCCAACACACAUGACUCUCGGGCAGGGGAAAUCCGUACGCUCCAGCGUCACCUGCUGCACAGGUGACGCCUGCGGAACAGCUGCUCCACAGUUUCCACCCGCAAUGGACAAGCCCAAUGGGAAGCGCUGCCCAGCCUGCUACGCUUUCUCCUUUUUUCCGGCGUCCCCCGUGGAAUGUGGAACGGAGACGGUGGCUUGUGUCGGAGUGGAAGACUACUGCCUUGAUAUGGUGGAAGCAGUAACAUACGGUAACUAUGUUAUGCACAUCAUCAUGAAGGGCUGUGUAACCAAAGACGUAUGUGACGCAAAAGGCUUCAAAUCAACUUCUGAAGGAACUGAUAUCCAUAUCACAAAACUCAAGUGUAGCCAGGCUUCCUAGGUGGCCGGGAUGCCCUGACUCUCCACUGCCUUCUAUUGGAGGGUCUUGUGUCACCCCCAGGAUUGGGCUGUGAGGAGAAACGCGUCUCUGUUAGAGAGCGUCUGUUGAAGUGACAUCACCAAACGCAUCCCGCUGGUGGUGGAAUGGUUUUCA
This is a messenger RNA of Varanus komodoensis (Komodo dragon), 3938 nucleotides long. RefSeq names its product phospholipase A2 inhibitor NAI-like. Gene Ontology annotation, molecular function: phospholipase inhibitor activity. The record is from RefSeq and is a predicted model, not a curated record. Bases 3180 to 3785 code for a protein of 201 amino acids. Gene Ontology annotation, cellular component: extracellular region. The transcript is spliced from 5 exons. Lineage: Eukaryota; Metazoa; Chordata; Lepidosauria; Squamata; Varanidae.